Oryza sativa Japonica Group (Japanese rice) is the source of this 1767-nucleotide messenger RNA. RefSeq names its product zealexin A1 synthase. Gene Ontology annotation, molecular function: monooxygenase activity; iron ion binding; oxidoreductase activity, acting on paired donors, with incorporation or reduction of molecular oxygen. The record is from RefSeq and is a predicted model, not a curated record. NCBI's taxonomy places the organism in Eukaryota, Viridiplantae, Streptophyta, Magnoliopsida, Poales, Poaceae.
UACAUUUUGUACGCACCAACACUGGCAAACACUAGCCGAGCGCCCCAGCAUCCUGCCUGCGCGACACAGCAAUGGCAGAUGGUUACUUCUACCUCGGCUUAGCUCUCGUGUCGUUGCUCGUCGUGCUGUUCGCCAGGCGCAGGCGAUCGGCGGCGGCGGCACAUGGCGACGCCGGGCUGCGGUUGCCGCCGGGGCCAUGGCAGCUGCCGGUCAUCGGCAGCCUGCACCACCUCGCCGGCAAGCUCCCGCACCGCGCGAUGCGCGACCUGGCGCGCCGCCACGGGCCGGUCAUGAUGCUACGGCUCGGAGAGGUGCCCACGCUGGUGGUGUCGUCGCGGGACGCGGCGCGGGAGGUGAUGCGGACGCACGACGCGGCGUUCGCGUCGCGGCCGCUGAGCGCCAGCGUGCGCGCGGCCACCAAAGGAGGCAGGGACAUAGCCUUCGCGCCGUACGGGGACUACUGGCGCCAGCUGAGGAAGAUCGCCGUCACGGAGCUCCUCUCGGCGCGACGCGUCCUGUCCUUCCGCCCCAUCCGCGAGGAGGAGGUCGCCGCCACGCUGCGCGCGGUCGCCGCGGCCGCGGCGGACGGGCGGACCGUGGAGCUGCGGGCGGCGCUGUGCGCGCUCGUGGCCGACUCCACCGUGCGCGCCGUGGUGGGCGAGCGGUGCGCGGGCCUCGACGUGUUCCUCCGCCAGCUCGACCGCGCCAUCGAGCUCGCUGCUGGGCUCAACGUGGCGGACCUGUGGCCGUCGUCGCGUCUCGCCGGCCGUCUCAGCGGCGCCGUGCGCCAGGCCGAGAGGUGUCGUGACACGAUGUUCGGCGUCCUCGACGGCAUCAUCCAGGCGCACCUGGAGAAGACUGGCGGCGCCGGCGAAGACAUUCUAGACGUGCUACUGAGGAUACAUAAGGAGGGCGGGCUGGAGUUCCCUCUCGACAUGGACGCCGUCAAAUGCGUCGUCGUUGAUGUCAUCAGCGGAGGCUGCGAGACGUCGGCGACGACGCUGGGGUGGGCGUUCGCGGAGCUAAUCCGGAACCCGGCGGCGAUGAAGAAGGCGACGGCCGAGGUUCGCCGUGACUUCGAGGCGGCCGGCGCCGUGUCAGAGAGCGCGCUCGCCGUCGGCGAGCUCCCGUACCUUCGCCUCGUCGUCAGGGAGACGCUCCGGCUGCACCCGCCGCUGCCGCUGCUGCUCCCGCGCGAGUGCCGGGAGCCGUGCCGGGUGCUCGGCUACGACGUGCCGCGCGGCGCGCAGGUGCUGGUGAACGCCUGGGCGAUCGGCCGCGACGAGCGGUACUGGCCCGGCGGCUCGCCGGAGGAGUUCCGGCCGGAGCGGUUCGGCGACGGCGAGGCGGCCGCCGCGGUGGACUUCAAGGGCGCCGACUUCGAGCUCCUGCCGUUCGGCGGCGGCCGGCGGAUGUGCCCCGGGAUGGCGUUCGGGUUCGCAAACGUGGAGCUCCCACUCGCCAGCCUGCUCUUCCACAUCGACUGGGAGGCCUCCGGUGUGGCUGACCCGACCGAGUUCGACAUGACAGAGGCGUUCGGCAUCACGGCGCGCCGCAAGGCCAACCUCCUGCUCCGUCCAAUCCUUAGAGUGCCCGUGCCGGGCGUCUAGGUCAUCGACGUCGCCGGCCCAGCCGGCGCUAUAUUUACAAGGAUAAAAUUCACUGUGGGAGUUCACUUGGAUAUAUAUAUUUUUAGGAAAUCAUUAGCUGCACUAAGGAAUCCGAUCGUCUCAGUUAGCAUGCGAGUUUUUUUAAACAUAUUUCUCA